This is a messenger RNA of Lates calcarifer (barramundi perch), 1113 nucleotides long. Its product is annotated as collagen alpha-4(IV) chain. The record is from RefSeq and is a predicted model, not a curated record. The transcript is spliced from 13 exons. Bases 184 to 870 code for a protein of 228 amino acids. Lineage: Eukaryota; Metazoa; Chordata; Actinopteri; Centropomidae.
AGCACUAACAAACAGUGGCAGUUACUCAGUUUGGGUUUUACUGAUACAGAGUUUGAAUGUUCUCAGAGAUUACUCUGCUUGGAAAUGCACUACAGCCUUCAUGAAGAUUAACUUCAGCUUCUGAAUUUGGGGGGCAGCACUGAGGCCAACACUCACCUGUUCAGCAGACUGAUGAGAUGAGAGAUGAGAUCCUCGGUUAUUAUUGUGACUUUGUGCCUCCUCAGGUGGAUCCUUGUACUGGCCAUGUUCAUUCAGCAGCUCACUGCAGGGAGCAUUGGGGGUUCAUGUGAGGGUAGAGACUGCUCAUCUUGUUCAUGUCUUCCUGCCAAAGGUGCACGGGGUGUUCCAGGGAAGCCAGGGGCGCAAGGCCCCCCGGGACCAAUGGGACCACGGGGACAUGAAGGGCCACUCGGAGAGAAAGGCAGGAUGGGAGCUGAGGGAUUGCAUGGCCCAGAGGGGCCCAAAGGAGGCCGUGGCAAGACUGGUGCUCCUGGUUUUCCUGGUAAUGACGGUUUACCAGGCCACCCUGGAGUAGGUGGUGAGCCUGGUUUGCCAGGAGUGGAUGGCUGUAAUGGGACAAGGGGUCAACCAGGUGUUCCUGGUAUUCCUGGUUUUGAUGGUCUCCAUGGGCCCCCGGGAUUACCUGGACCUAAAGGAAGUAAAGGCGAACCCGUGAAUGGUGGUUCACUUCCAGGACUUCCUGGGCAGUGUGGGAGAGAUGGAGAGCCUGGUUUACCUGGAAGACGAGGAGACAUUGGGCCCAAAGGCUACCCUGGCUUUCCUGGUCCUCUGGGACCUGAGGGGAUGGAAGGACCUGAAGGUGCCAGAGGACCACCAGUGAGUCACCUGCUUUGGCAGUGCAUGCUGUAACAAAAAAAAAUCUUGCCCACUCAUAUGUCCACACAAGCACAAAACCUUACUAAGUUUUUGGUUGUUAUGUAGGGCAAUCCUGGAGGAUCACUGGCAGGCGAUAAAGGUGACGAUGGAGAACAAGGCCCACCUGGCCCCCAAGGAACAGAAGAAGUCAUAGAAUUUCCUCAAGACUUUCUUCCACCCAAAGGUUACAAGGGAGAGAAAGGUCUUCCUGGACAAUGUGGACCAAAGGGCAAAAUG